AUGGCUUCAAGUUCAUCAUCUUUCCCAAGUUCUUCUAUUUCUUCUACUAGCAAAUGGACGUAUGAUGUUUUCCUGAGUUUCAGUGGUGAGGACACUCGCAAUACUGCUACGGACUUUAUAUAUUAUGCAUUAGUAGAGAAGGGCAUUAACACUUUUAAGGACGAUCAAAAACUUGAGAAAGGAAAAACUAUUAAACCAGAACUCCUUAGAGCGAUCAAAGAAUCCAAAUUUGCCAUAGUCAUUCUCUCAGAAAAUUAUGCAUUUUCCACUUGGUGCUUAGAUGAACUUGUAGAGAUCAUUGACUGCGAGACAAAAAAGGAAAUAACAGUUUUCCCUAUUUUUUACAAUGUGGAUCCAUCUGAUGUGCGAAAACAAAUAGGAACUUUUUCACUUGUUAAACAUGAAAAACAUUUCAAGGAGAAGGUGGAAACAUGGAAAGCUGCUUUGAGUCAUGUGGCCGAUCUUGCCGGAUAUCAUGUAAAGAAUAGGUAA
This is a messenger RNA of Quercus lobata, 492 nucleotides long. Its product is annotated as TMV resistance protein N-like. The transcript has a single exon. NCBI's taxonomy places the organism in Eukaryota, Viridiplantae, Streptophyta, Magnoliopsida, Fagales, Fagaceae. Gene Ontology annotation, biological process: signal transduction. The record is from RefSeq and is a predicted model, not a curated record. The coding region runs from base 1 to 492 and encodes 163 amino acids.